AUGGAGGAAUAUCUCUAUUCUGCAUAUGAUAUUGAAAGGAAAAGCCUGGCUCCCAGCCAGUUGGCGAAGAGGAAGCCGGGAGGUGAUGGCUCUGAGAAUGAUGAAGACUGGCGUCCAAAAGAUACUUCCAAAAGGCAGAAAUAUAGCAACAAGACUGAGAACAGAGAGUGUUAUAUGUCACCUUUCCGGAAGCCCUUGACUCAGUUAACCAAUCGCCCUCACUGCCUAGAUGGUAGCACACAUGAGGCCUUUAUCCGCAGCAUUUUGUCAAAACCUUUCAAAGUACCCAUUCCAAAUUAUGCAGGAUCCUUGGGCUUUAGGGCAUUGGGUAUCAAACGUGCAGGAGUAAGGCACGCUCUUCAUGAUCCUUUUGAACAAGGAGCCCUGGUGCUGUAUGAACCGCCACCUCUGAGUGCUCAUGACCAAUUGAAAAUAGACAAGGAAAAAGUGCCUGUUCAUGUUGUGGUGGAUCCUGUUCUUAGUAGCAUUUUACGACCUCAUCAGAGAGAGGGGGUGAAGUUCCUGUGGGAUUGUGUCACAGGUUGUCGGAUUCCUGGAAGUCAUGGCUGCAUCAUGGCAGAUGAGAUGGGUCUGGGUAAGACCUUGCAGUGUAUCACUUUGAUGUGGACGCUCUUGCGCCAGAGUCCAGAUAGCAAGCCUGAAAUUGACAAGGCAAUCGUGGUCUCGCCCUCCAGCCUGGUGAAAAACUGGUACAAUGAAGUAGGCAAAUGGCUUGCAGGAAGGAUCGAGCCGCUGGCUAUUGAUGGAGGCUCCAAGGAGGAGAUAAACAAGAAGCUAGCUGGCUUUAUGAACCAAAGAGGCCUUAGAGUUCCAUCUCCCAUCCUGAUAAUUUCUUAUGAGACAUUUCGCCUUCAUGCUGAAGUUCUACAGAAAGGGAGUGUUGGGCUGGUCAUAUGUGAUGAGGGCCACAGGCUGAAGAACUCAGACAACCAAACAUACCAGGCACUCAACAACCUGAACACGCCACGGCGGGUGCUCAUCUCAGGAACCCCGAUUCAGAAUGACCUCCUUGAAUACUUCAGUCUAGUACAUUUUGUCAACUCUGGGAUUUUAGGAACAGCUCAGGAGUUUAAAAAGCACUUUGAAAUCCCCAUCUUGAAAGGGAGGGAUGCAGAUGCGAGAGAAGCAGAUAGGCAGAAAGGAGAAGAGAGACUGAAAGAGCUGAUCAGCAUUGUCAACAGGUGUCUUAUAAGGAGGACUUCUGAUAUUCUCUCCAAAUAUCUGCCGGUGAAAAUUGAGCAGGUGGUGUGCUGCAGGCUGACUCCCCUUCAGUCUGAACUGUACAAACACUUCUUAAAGCAAGCAAAACCAGCUGAAGAUGUGAAAGAUGGAAAGAUCAGUGUUUCAUCUCUCUCUUCAAUCACAUCUCUGAAGAAGCUCUGCAAUCACCCUGCUCUGAUCUAUGAGAAAUGUGUGGAGGAGGAGGAAGGGUUUGUGGGUGCUCUGGAGUUGUUCCCACCUGGCUACAGCAUUAAAUCCCUAGAACCACAGCUCUCAGGAAAGAUGCUGGUUUUGGACUAUAUCUUGGCAGUUACCAGGAGCACCAGCAAUGAUAAGGUAGUCCUAGUGUCUAAUUACACACAGACACUGGACCUCUUUGAGAAACUCUGCAGAACUAGAAGGUACUUGUAUGUCCGUCUGGAUGGCACCAUGUCCAUUAAAAAGAGAGCAAAGAUAGUGGAACGUUUCAAUGCUGUCUCUAGCCCUGAAUUCAUUUUCAUGCUAAGUAGCAAAGCUGGUGGCUGCGGCUUAAACCUGAUAGGAGCAAACAGACUUGUGAUGUUUGACCCUGACUGGAAUCCAGCCAAUGAUGAGCAAGCCAUGGCCCGUGUGUGGAGGGAUGGUCAGAAGAAGACUUGCUAUAUCUACCGGUUGCUUUCGACAGGAACAAUUGAAGAAAAGAUCUUCCAGCGACAAACUCACAAGAAGGCACUCAGCAGCUGUGUGGUAGAUGAGGAGCAAGAUGUGGAAAGGCAUUUCUCUCUUGGAGAGCUGAAGGAGCUUUUCAUUCUUAAUGAGACCACUAGAAGUGAUACCCACGACAAGAUCAAGUGCCGUCGCUGUGUGAAUGGCCAUCAGGUCAGGCCACCUCCCGAGGGGUCUGAUUGCACUUCUGAUCUCUCCCAGUGGAACCAUUGUGCUGAAAAACGUGGGCUGCAGGAUGCUGUCCUAAAGACUGCCUGGGAUGCUGCUAUCACCUUUGCUUUCUACCAUCAUUCCCAUGAGGAGCAGCGAGGGAUACCGUGACCAUUGGAUUGGACUAAGCCUUUUGAAACUCAAGCGAUUUCCCUUCUUUCUAUGAAAGCAGAAAUUUGAUACCUCUACAGCUGUUGACUUGGUAGCAUUAAGGCAAC
Molecule: messenger RNA, 2375 nt
Organism: Gekko japonicus
Lineage: Eukaryota; Metazoa; Chordata; Lepidosauria; Squamata; Gekkonidae
Gene: RAD54L
Product: RAD54-like (S. cerevisiae)
Exons: 18
Coding region: 1-2268 (755 amino acids)
Biological process (GO): double-strand break repair via synthesis-dependent strand annealing; reciprocal meiotic recombination
Cellular component (GO): nucleus
Molecular function (GO): ATP-dependent chromatin remodeler activity; ATP binding; DNA translocase activity
Source: RefSeq, a predicted model, not a curated record